Messenger RNA from Haliotis rufescens (red abalone), 7529 nucleotides. RefSeq lists its product as uncharacterized. The coding region runs from base 198 to 4139 and encodes 1313 amino acids. The transcript has 25 exons. NCBI's taxonomy places the organism in Eukaryota, Metazoa, Mollusca, Gastropoda, Lepetellida, Haliotidae. The record is from RefSeq and is a predicted model, not a curated record.
UUUUCUUGUCAGUGUGAAGUAAAAACUUGUGUAUGUUCGCCGGCUGCUUGGUAAAUACCGAAAUACGGCUUUGUUAGCUGUGACCCCGAUACCUUACGAUCACGUGACUAAGCAGACGAUACAAGCACCCAGACGACAUAACACCGCGAGACUGUGGGAACAUGCGAGUACUGGACGCUACUUACAGACGAUAAAUCAUGUCUCAAAUAAACCAAUUGGUGUUUUUCGUGAUUGUCUUCACCCUGAUGGUAUUUCUUUCGGAGUUUAUCGAAGGCAGAGGGAUUUUACGCCGAAAACACAAGAAAAAACAAGCAGGGAGUUCGGAUGAUUCUGUUGAGAUAUAUUUUAAACGAACGUCGUCGGAUAACACUGAAGUCAUCUGCCACGGUUCAGGAUGUAAACGUGCGGAAGAGCAACGACGUCGCCAUCACCAUGGAAAACCGAAAAAUAUGAAUAAAAAGAAACACGGAAAGAACAAAAAGAAGAGGAGAAGAAAGAACCGACAACGCAAGGAAAAAUCCAAGAUGGCCGCCGUAUCACUGGAAGACAUGUUUCAAUCAGAGGACGUAUUAGCGGAUCACCAUGAACGAGCGUCAUACGACCAGUACUAUGCCGGGUUUGGUAGGGGUUUCGACCGUCUACAAAGGCCACCUGAAGCUGACAGACUGGAACGACGACUCCACCCCAGCAUGGGGACUUCUACCCAUCACCUCGUGUCCUCCAUCGACCGGGUCAUUAUGGCCUUGAAGUCGAACAUUCAACAGAUGCAUGACACCUACGACUUCGCCUUCAACAGUACACGCUAUACUAUCAUGAUGGGCGUGAGGCACGAACUCCAGAACAUUGCUAAGGCAAAUGACAUGGUGUAUGAUGUCGUCAUGGAUAUAUCCCUCCUCACGAAAGACAUAUACAUGCGUGCGCAUAAGCGGGGAGAUACCCGACCAAGGACGUACCGAAAACAAGAAAUGCCAAAAUUCAAGUCUUUUAGACAGGAUUUGGAUUCGGUGCAGAACGCUCAGCGACUGUCUAAAGUCCAAUUUGAUCAGGCUCAACAUAUGGUCGACGAGUGUGAGAAGCAGACCUCCUACGUGCUGCAGUUGGAGGAGAUCCUAGCUGACAACACCAACGAGCGAGAGCUGGCCGACCUGGUCCGCCAUGUCAACAUGACGGUCUGGAAGCUUCAGGCCGAGUUCGAUACCGCCAUGGUGGCAAGGAAGCUUGGCAGGUUCUCGCUGACAAAUGGGGCGACGGCUAGAGACGACAUCAUAGUGGCGUCCAACUUGGUCAGGAAGGCAAAAGAAGAGCUGAGAGUGGCGGCUGCCACGUCAAGGGGUAACAGGAUUGCUGCUGGAGAUCUGAAAAGACAGAGGGGUGGAGGCAUAAAUCCUUUGGCGCCCGUGUCAUUUACCGACAGGAGACCACACCGAAGGUCAAGGUCAAGGCCGAGAAGAGCAUCCACCACAUACAUCACUGCCGCAGAAAGGGAUCGACUUCGACCAAUCAUUAACCGAGCUGUCAGUUAUGCCAAUAAGUUGGAACGGCAAGCGAACAACAUCGCCAGGUUGAUGAACCCGUUGAUAAGACAGGCCAAGAAUGUUGGGCGGGGAGGAGGGGGCGUGCCAUAUCGCCUGCAGGCGUCCCUACUGGCAGAUAGACUCAUCGCACAUGUAAAGCAAAUCCACACUGUGUUAGAUGGCAUACGAUUAGCUAUCAAUGACGAAGACGAACUACGCCGACGCUGCGAGGAGCUUGAAAUGGGUUCAGGCGAUGACAGUGACGUCACCCCCAUCGACUGUGACGACUACGUCGACGUGGGGAGUGCACUCGAAACAGCUUUUACGUCAACCGACCCGGAUGGUUCAGAUUUUGUAUUUGACGAAGACAAACUUCCCAAAAGAAUACCAGACAAGGCUUUGAAAAACUUUGGUGAUAAGUUGCGGGUGCAUAUUGUUCAACUGGGUCAAAAAGGGGACGUUACUCUCAUCAAAUCACAAGUGGCAAGGAACAAAUCAAGAGCCUUUUCUACAAGGUGGAAUGUUGCUCAGGUCAAUCUCCAAUCCACAAGGAGAUUUGUGGACGAUGCCAAGCAGUUUCUGUCUGAUUGGGACAGAGAAAGGCCAAACAUUGAUCGGAUUUCGGAACGGAUAAAAGAUGUUCACGACAGGGUGGACCUGGUCUACAAUAUGACCCAGAGCAAGACAUUCCAGGCUGUGCUGAAAGCGGAACGAAAAGUGGCAGAGGUCAAGGGUGGCGGGGGGUCAGGUGACGCCAGUAAUCGGGGAAGCGGAGGAAGUGGUGGAAGUGAAAGCCAAGAUUUUGCUGCAGCCAUUGAAGCCACGGGUAAAGCACAAACCAACAUGCGGUCCAUGCUGACCUUAACCCGGCUGAGCCCAUCAAUGGUGGCCGGAGUGGAUCUGACUGUCGGCCAGAUACAAGCCAACAUCUCUAGUCUCAGGAACAAGGUGGAGAAGGCGAGGAUGAUGCUCGCGUCUAUACAGAUGAGCAUCAACAAGCAAGACGAGGAUUAUCUCCCCCUGCCCCUUGCGGCUUCUGACGACUCUCUGACCCUGCGCACAUCUGUCGAAGUUUGUAUCAGACCGGAAGUUGCCGACGGACCAAUCCUGUUGUUGUCUGGGAACAAUUCGGAGUCGUACGGCCUCAGCAUGUCGAGCAACUCCUUGAAGAUGACCGUCUACGACAAGGAGGGCUAUGAGACCGGCGACGUCGACAGCACGAUUUCCCUCGAGAAGGACAAGUGGUAUAACGUGCUGAUACAGAGGAAUGGUCAGAAUGUGGCACUGAUGGUUCGGUCUGAAGGAAGUGACGACCCCGACGUUGUGGAAGACAGCAUGGACAUGUCGUACGGUCAACCUCCGCCUCUAGCCGCCUACGUGGGAGGUGCACCUGACACUGUGCCCAUGUCUCUGUCCAGUGACGUGUGGAAAGGCUGUGUGGGCGGAUUGAGGGUGAACGGUCGUUCGGUGGGCCUCCUACAGAAGACCAGCGACGGUAAAGUGCCAGCUCCAUGCACGUCUAGCUGCUCCCCGUCGCUGCAGCCUCCCUCCAUGGUGUUCGAGGGUGACGGGUACGCCCACUACCCGGUCCACACAGCGCAGCUGAGGUACCCCACCAGAUCCGUCUACUUUGAGUUCAGAACGAGACAGAAGGACGCGUUCCUUAUGACAGUCGUGAAGAGAGGCUUCCAGCUUCGAGCUCAACUACAGGACGGGGCGCUGGUUAUAGAGACUACAACCCCAUCAGAAGCAGUGGUUCUUACAGAAGACAAAAACAAAUAUAGUGAUGGGCUGUUCCACACGCUUAAGAUCGGAUACAGAGACAGCAAGACGUAUCCAGAGAUUGAUGGCAAAGAAGGCCUGUUCUCCAUAGAGCGGACGCGCCCCGAGAGGAUACAGACGCCGACCAAGGGUAUCCUCGUCGGGGGGAUGCUGCCAGAACACCGAGAGAGAAUGGGGAACAGGUUCAGGCCGCUGAUUGGCUGCGUGCGAAAGCUUCAGAUCAAUGACGUCACCAUGACGAUGUCCGAUGUUGAGCGUGCAGAGGGUGUUCACAUCGGCAGCUGCUCUAGUAACAACCCCUUGUUUAGCUGUGUGCAGUUUGUCAAUACCAGCUCGCCUAUCGCCUAUGGAACGACGGAGGAUGCUGCAGCCGUCGUUAUCGUCGCAACACGUGCAAGUCGUGGGCCAAUACUACAGUAUCAGAAGGGAGAUAAGUUCAAUGCCAUUAUUUCGAUGGAAGAAAAUGGAAUCGCCAUUGUAGAGUCUAAGAAAUCCUACGACGGUCAACUGGACUAUGCGAAGAAUGAUCACAAUAUGUUUGUGGUGAUCACAAUAACAGACAAGGACAGCACACUGACAGUGAAGUACUUGGACAAGGAAGCGUCCAUCAGCUAUGGGGGUGGUUGGUUAUUUGGUGGCGGUGACUCCAACACUCCAUACACCGUCACUAUCGGCGGGCAGGACGAGGACGACAGCAUGUCACCAUUCUCUGGAGGCAUUUCUCAGAUGAUUGUUGGAAAACAAUAUCUGGACAUGACGAAAUACAUCACAGACAACGGGCUGACCUCAUGCCCCAGUGCCCACAGAUCGGACCCUGUCUCCGUAGAUGUAAGACGACGUUAGGGUGUACUUAACUCUCCUCAUCACACACAUUUGUAAAUAGUUGUAAGUUAUCAGCUGCCAACUUGUAUCAGCAGAGGGCAUUGCAAGCCGUUGACCGAAGCACAUGAUGAGAUUAACAUAUAUACAUACAGUCAUGAUAUAUAAUCAUACAUAUGUAAACUUUUUCCUUUUCUGAUAACUGUAGUUAUUUCCUGCAUCCACAUUAUAGGAUAUUAUUCAUUAUAAACGACACAAGUUUAGAAAACAUCCCCGUUGUCUCUAACAGGAAACCUCGGAUACCGUUAUAUUUGAUUUGUAGAAAUGUCAUUGUGCUGCUUCUUGGUAAGAACCUGUGAAAAUUCGAACACUCGCAAAUCUCACAAUUGUUCGUGUCGGAGCAUUUAAGGACUCGAAAAAGUGUCCCACCCUUUGAAAAAAACAGGAAUGUUUUUUACAAAACGAAGAACUUCAAACUUGAAUAUCAAAUUAGUUUUUGAAAUUGUCAUUGACCAGGGAAGGCUCCCCACAUACAUCCGAGUGAAAAACAUUUUAAUCCAACUGCCCAACUGUUUGGUUCGAUAAUACUUUACUGUUGUAAAAACGAAGUGACAAUACCACACUAUAUCGAAAUGUGUUCAUUGAAAUACAUGGUGUGGCCCUUGUGUCCUUGUGUGCAUUGGUGUGACGUUUGUAGUGAGAAAUUUCAAUGAUUAUAACAGUUCUUGUCGGCACAGUAUGAAGCUUAAACAACUACUUAAUGGGUGAACACCUGUUGCAAAACAUCAUAUAUCUCACAGUGUUCGUUAUCGUUAUUUUGUCAUUAAGUGCUGUGAUAGAGUUAACUGGACACGAUAUGUGUAUAUAUUGAUUUUCAAAACCAGUAAACGCCCAGAUUAAGGGGUUUAUAAUUAAUUAUGUGUCUUACCAAUUUGCGUUGAAUGCCAGUUAGGUACGCAGGCGUAUACAAAAUACGUCAUGUUUUAUGCAUUGAUAUAUAGAGGUUAUUUCAAGUGUACUCGUGAAAGAAUCUCCUUUCCCCGUCAUUUGAUGUGAUAAACAUGAUAUUUCACGAGACAUGAAAUAUCCUAUUUAUGAUAUCCUAUUGUGUAGUUAUUUACCGGAUUUCAUUAAUACAGUAAAACCUUGAAACAUAAAUUCUCCCUACCUAACACACGGUGACGUUUCACAACCCCUUGUAUUUGCGACUUAAAAGGUAGUUCCGUGUUUGCAAAAUCUUAAAAUAUAUAAACAAAAGUAACAAAAUAUACUUCAGGUCACGAAAGUUCUUAUCAUUUAUUUAGAUAAAAUUACAUACAAAAUCAACUUAAACAAACAAUAUUCUUGAAAUCUACGAAACCGCUGUUGGAAGCGAGAGAAUACACGCUGGUCAAGGAACAAAAGCGCCGCUUUGCGAAACCAAAGACGUAUAUAGUAUAUACUAUAUACGUCUUUGGCGAAACGAACGUCGAUUGACGAGUUAAAAGAGAAAUUUACAGUUUAUAACGAAACAUUUUCAAGAAAAAAACAAACGGCAACAACCGAUAUAACUCCAUAAAUGACCAUCUGUAAUUAUUUUGCCUUGUCAAUGUAGAAGUAACGUAAAAAGGAAGUCAACAUUUGUGUACAGGCUAAACACUGACGAUAAAGGGAGACAAUUUGCGGGCAGGUAACUCUUGUAUGAAAAUAGUUCCGUCAAAGUGUUAUGUUCACUGCAUUUGAAAAUGUCAAGCGUUAUGUUCACUGCAAUGAAAAUAUCACUUUUCUCAACUUCAGAAAAUUCAGUCUUUCACACUAAAAUACAAUACAAUUUGUCAUUGUAAUUUACAUAAAGGUAUUUUUUUCGAAUUUGGGAAAGCAAAAAUCCUGUAGCAACGCCAAAUUAAUUGAUGAUUGUGUUUGCUAAAAUUGUGCUGUGUGAUGAAAUAAUAUUCUACAAUUCUUUUUCAAAAUUAUGUCAUUCUUAAUUACCAUUUUUAAAGUCAGGUUUGAAAGAUCAGUAUGAAAACAAGUAUAAUUAUUUAAUUUUUCCUAUUUUACAUUCCAAUCUUCAGAUGCUAAAACAUGACUCUAAUGAUUCGACUAUGAACAAAAGGCAUCAGAGAUUGGUAUUCUGUUCAUUUCUGUAUUGUAUGUCAAAUAGGAGAUUUUAACCAUCGAUAUAUAUGCAGAGAAUGAAAUCAAAAGAAGACACAUAAACGUGUGGUUUAGUGUAUAAAGUAUUGGCUUGCAAUAAGAUUAUGCAUAAUAUGCAUGCUUGGCUUCGAGCAAACAUUUCUAAGCCUGUUUAUGCAAAACUGACCCCCCAUCAAGGAUGAAAACAAUAUAUAUCAGAUUCGCCUCAUGAGGAUAAUGUUACAUUUAAUAUGUUCUUUUCCCUUAUGCCUGCCCAAAUAAUGACCUUACACAUACAUCCUUAUGGAAACAUUCCCUUUGUUCAUUCCUGAAGCCAAGACCUUGGUAACCAGACCUCAGGAAUAAUGUGUUAGUAUGGAGUGUUUGUUGACGAGAUAUAUAGAGAGAUCAUGUAUGGACAGAGAACCAACAUUGUGAUGGUAUUAUUGAUGCCGUUUGCCCUGUCUGAAGCCUUCAAGUCUGCUGAUCCACAGUUGUUGAGCUACUUAAACUAGAAUAUCUUUAAGAGUCACUCUGUGUUAGAAGCUGCUGUCUCAUAUUGGACAGGAAUUUUAUUCGAGGUGAAAGAAUAAAAAUGUUAAAAUCAUACCGUUGAUCCUGUCUGCCUAGUCUUCAUACUGUCUCCUGCACGAGAGAAAAAUAUGUAAUCUUGUAUGCUAUCUUUUUUUUCACAAAAUAUCUUCUUGAAUAUUCGAUCAGUUUCCAUUACGUGUCUUUUCUAAUAUUUGCAAUUAAUUUCUCGAAUAUACGUAACAAGAAUACUACUUGAAAUUGUAAGAGACUCGUGAAUGUUAAGAAGCACUCUAGAAAAGUCAAGAUAAUUUGGUUACUAUUUAUUUAAUAACACUCUGAUGACAAGGAAAUAAAAAUGUGGUGUUUCGAGAAGGCGUCCUUAAAGAAUUCUACUUGUGUAUCAGCACGUGCGGUGCACGUGUACAUUGAAUCCUUUGGUUAUACUUCGCUGUAAAAGUGCUGCAAAAUUAGCACUAAUAUGAUUGUUAAUAAUAAAAUGUCUCAAUUGGCAAGAAAGUCAAAUUCAUGAAAUCAACUGUACCUACACAGUUUAGUCAAAGUGCUAUUUCCAUGUUUUUUAAAAAAUUGUAUACAAUAUUUUAAUAUUUUACCAAUUUUUAUUCUGCUUAGAUGUUAAUGACAAUUUGAUGUAAAUACUUAUUUGCAAAGAGUCGAAUGUGUGAUCUUUUGUUGUACAUAUGAUGUGCUGAAGUGCAAAUACGUUUCCUAUUUUUGAAAAAUAAAAUAUUUUCUUACUUUAUCGGA